Megalops cyprinoides (Indo-Pacific tarpon) is the source of this 2646-nucleotide messenger RNA. RefSeq names its product terminal nucleotidyltransferase 4A (gene tent4a). NCBI's taxonomy places the organism in Eukaryota, Metazoa, Chordata, Actinopteri, Elopiformes, Megalopidae. Gene Ontology annotation, cellular component: TRAMP complex; nucleolus. Gene Ontology annotation, biological process: RNA 3'-end processing. The transcript has 13 exons. The coding region runs from base 205 to 2616 and encodes 803 amino acids. The record is from RefSeq and is a predicted model, not a curated record. Gene Ontology annotation, molecular function: poly(A) RNA polymerase activity; mRNA binding.
AUCGCCGUACUGUUUCAGAAUUUAUAGCUAACUAGCUAGCUUGUAUGAGGACUAGCCAGUGAUCCCCAUUCGAUUUGGGCUUUUAGCACUUACUUUCUCUGUAAUUUUAAACGGGAUUACUUGCGAACUGUCAAGGUCCAUUAACGAGUGUAUUUUAACAGGCAUCAGGAUUCGUUUAAAAGGGGUGUUUAAAAAAAUUGUUGAAUGGAUCCGAGGGUAGCUUGGAUUCAGCCCGAGCAGAAAGGACCUGCGAAUGCCUUAUGGAUGCAUAUUUGGGAGACCUCUCAGGCAGUCAGGACAAACUCCUCUCAUCAUCAGCCUCUUCAUCAUCAUCACCAUCACCACCACUACCAUCACUCCCACCAGCACCUUUGUGUCAACUCUCCGGCUGUGGACUCCAGCGUUUUCAAAAAUGUAGCAGCCGCGGCACCUAGCAAAAGCAGCAGCCAUGCAAGCAGCUCCAGAAACAGCACUGCAAAUUCUUCCUUCAGUGUAACGUUACCAAACGGCAGCACACAGAGCCCUCUCGCCACUCAGUUCUCCAACGGAGUAAAGGUAGGUGCGGGAGAGGGGAAAAGUCUACAGAAGACGAGUUCUGUGUCGUCCUCGUCCUCUGUGGACUCCGUAACAGAAAGCCCGGCUCCCAACUGCUCUUCGGGAAGGACUAAUGGCAGUGGUGGUAAUGCCGCUGGAAACAUGAACAAAAACGCCGGAGGUGCCAACAUAUUUAGUUUCAGUGACAAUAUGUACAAUAUGAACCAUCAUCACAAUCUUCAUCAAGAACAACAUCAGUACAAUUUCCAGCAAAAUUACAAUAAGCGCCACAGUUUUCACCCCACCGCAGUCGUGAACCAUCAUAAUCACCACCCAGGCCGUAGGAAAAGUGACAACAAGGCGAGCACCUAUGGCAUCAACUAUCUGCUUUCCAACUGGAGCAAUGGCAACUAUGUCUGUUCUGGAACUCCGUGGAAAACCAGGAAAUACAAUCCAGGGAUAAACGGGCUCCACGAGGAGAUAGUGGAUUUCUACGAGUUCAUGUCCCCGCGCCCCGAGGAAGCGGCCAUGAGGAAAGAGGUGGUGAACAGGAUAGAGACGGUCAUCAAAGAGCUGUGGCCCACGGCGGACGUCCAGAUAUUUGGCAGCUUCAGUACUGGGCUUUAUCUCCCAACCAGUGACAUUGACCUGGUUGUCUUUGGGAAGUGGGAGCGUCCCCCACUGCAACAGUUGGAACAGGCCUUACGGAAACACAGUGUGGCUGAGCCUUACUCCAUUAAAGUGCUUGACAAAGCUACGGUACCAAUAAUAAAACUCACUGACCAGGAAACAGAAGUCAAAGUGGACAUCAGUUUCAAUGUGGAAACUGGAGUGAAAGCUGCUCGCUUCAUCAAGGAUUAUGUGAAGAGGUAUACCGUCCUGCCUUACUUAAUUUUUGUGCUGAAGCAGUUCCUCCUUCAGAGGGAUCUAAACGAGGUCUUCACCGGUGGAAUCAGCUCUUACAGUCUCAUUUUAAUGGUCAUUAGCUUCCUACAGCUGCACCCGCGAAUCGAUGCCAGAAAUCCCAACGUCAACCUAGGAAUCCUGCUCAUUGAGUUCUUUGAGCUGUACGGGAGGCACUUUAACUACUUGAAAACGGGGAUCCGGAUCAAGAACGGAGGCGCGUACAUUGCCAAAGAAGAAAUCAUGAAAGCCAUGACCAAUGGGUACAGGCCAUCGAUGCUGUGCAUCGAGGAUCCCCUCUUGCCAGGAAAUGAUGUUGGUAGGAGCUCCUAUGGUGCCAUGCAAGUGAAACAGGUCUUUGACUACGCCUACAUCGUGCUGGGCCACGCAGUGUCCCCCCUCGCCCGCUCGUACCCCAACAAAGACACCGACAGCACUUUGGGUCGCAUUAUCAAAGUGACCCAGGAAGUCAUUGACUACAGGGAGUGGAUCAUUAAGAAGUGGGGGGGCAAGCAGAGCUCCCAGACAGAGAGCUGUGGCCCUGUCCUGAAGGAGGGAGGGGAGCAGGCGGACCCCAGCGGCCUGGUGGCCCUCACCGCAGACGAGCGUCAGCGCGACUCGGUGUCCCCGCACAGCGCCGACUCCCCCAUGUCCCUCUCCAGCCCCCAGCAGCACUCCUCGGCCUCCUCGGUCUCCUCCCUCUCAGGAAGUGACAUCGACUCUGAUUCAACUCCCUGUGCCGCUCCAAACAUUCCCCCUUACCCAAUGCAAGCACACACACUGGCAACCCUGGCGCCCACACUACAGAUCCCAAACGGGAAGCCUAACCUUAGCGGAGCCUUGAUCAUGCCUUCUGGCUCCCAGGCCAGACUGUCUCUGCCCGGAAACAUUGGCGUCCAUUCCCUGCCUGGCAGACAGGUUUGUAUAGAAGGGGCACCUCCUUUCCUACACAUGCCCCCUCCUGCUGCCCCUCCUGCCUCUCCCAGCCCUCUGCCAAGCUCCCACCUGCACCACAAGAUUCACAACGGGCCCAAGUACUCCGUGAAGGGACUCCACAGCCCGGCCGUGAUGCACAGCCCCACCCAGGGCGGCCGCGCUCACCUGCAGUACAAUCGCAACACGUGGCGGCGGAGGAAGCACACCCGCGAGAGUCUGCCGGUCACUCUCAGCAGCAGAUAAAGCCCCCCCCCCUCCCCUCCCCCCAGCCGC